This is a messenger RNA of Coregonus sp. 'balchen', 22521 nucleotides long. NCBI's taxonomy places the organism in Eukaryota, Metazoa, Chordata, Actinopteri, Salmoniformes, Salmonidae. The record is from the annotation of a GenBank genome assembly.
CCAGACAAGGUCUUCCCCUCGAGUUGCAGGAGAGCACACGGACAGAGCCGGGGGAAGAGCCGAUCAUAAACACUCGCCAUGGGUAAGUCUCACUCUCAAUGAUGAAAUAUAGUGCAUUUACAAUACCUCUGCUUUCAGGUACUUUGGUUUAUAUUUCAUUGUCCUGGUGGCUUGUUCAGCUGAAUUUUAAGUUGUCAUGCAUUUGUGCAGUGUUUGAGUGAAUAGCGAAGUGCUGUGAUUUUGUGCUGAUGCGUUAGUAGCCUACUUUGUGUUGCUGUACUGAUUAUGAUUUACAAGUAAGAUUUAUGCAAAUGCUAUAAUGACAAAACGACCAAGUUUUUAUUUAUUAAAGGAGAUUAUUGUGAUCAGCAUUAUUGAACUUUAACAGUUUUAGACAAUUGUUCCUUUGUAGUUUACCUAACACAAUGUAUGCAUGAUGUAUUGUCAGUGGUGGAAAAAGUGCCCAGUUGUCAUACUUGAGUAAAAGUAAAGAUACCUUAAUAGAAAAAUUAAUGAAUUGGUCCAUUUUCCUGUCCUGCUAAGCAUUCAAAAUGUAACGAGUACUUUUGGGUGUCAGGGAAAAUGUAUGAAGUAAAAAGUACGUCAUUUUCUUUAGGAAUGUAUUGAAGUAAAAGUAAAAGUAGUCAAAAAUAUAAAUAGUAAAGUACAGAUACCCACAAAAACUACUUAAGUAGUACUUUAAAGUAUUUUUACUUAAGAACUUUACACCAGUGUGCAUUGUAGGCUCUAUGACCUGUUAGGGGAACUAUACUGAGCAAAAAUAUAAACGCAACAUGCAACAACUUCAAAGAUUUUACUGAGUUACAGUUCAUAUAAGGAAAUCAGUCAAAUGAAAUAAAAUUAAUGAGGCCCUAAUCUAUGGAUUUCACAUGGACUGGGAAUACAGACAUGCAUCUGUUGGUCACAGAUACCUUAACAAAAAGGUAUGGGCGUGGAUCAGAAUACCAGUCAGUAUCUGGUGUGACCACCAUUUGCCUCAUGCAGCGCCACACAUCUCCUUCGCAUGGAUUUGAUCAGGCUGUUGAUUGUGGCCUGUGGAAUGUGUUCCCACUCCUCUUCAAUUGUUGUGUGAAGUUGCUGGAUAUUGGCGGGAACUGGAACACGCUGUCGUACACGUCAAUCCAGAGCAUCCCAAACAUGCUCAAUGGGUGACAUGUCUGGUGAGAAUGCAGGACAUGGAAGAACUGGGACAUUUUCAGCUUCCGCGAAUUGUGAACAGAUCCUUGCAACAUGGGGCAGUGCAUUAUCAUGCUGAAACAUGAGGUGAUGGCGGCGGAUGAAUGGCAAGACAAUGGGCCUAAGGAUCUUGUCACGGUAUCUCUGUGCAUUCAAAUUGCCAUUGAUAAAAUGCAAUUGUGUUUGUUGUCCGUAGCCUAUGCCUGCCCAUAUCAUAACCCCACCACCACCAUACAGCACUCUGUUCACAACGGUGACAUCAGAAAACCAGCAAACGUACUGCCAAAUUCUCUAAAACGACGGUGGAGGCGGCUUAUAGUAGAGAAAUUAACAUUCAAUUCUCUGGCAACAGCUCUGGUGGACAUUCCUGCACUCAACAUGCCAAUUGCACGCUCCCUCAAAACUUGAGACAUCUGUUGCAUUGUGUUGUGAUCAAACUGCACAUUUUAGAGUGGCCUUUUAUUGGCCCCAGCACAAGGUGCACCUGUGUAAUGAGCAUGCUGUUUGAUCAGCUUCUUAAUAUGCUACACCUGUCAGGUGGAUGGAUUAUCUUGGCAAAGGAGAAAUGCUCACUAAAAGGGAUGUAAACAAAUUUGUGGCAAAAUUUGAGAGAAAUAAGCUUUUUGUGGGUAUGGAAAAUUCCUGGGAUCUUUUAUUUCAGCUCAUGAAACAUGGGACUGUUACUUUCCCCAGCAAGAAAACCCAAAUAAUAUUGCUCAAACAGAAGGGGGAACUAACAAAGAGCCACUGACAACAACCAAAACAAAACAGGUGGGGUUUUAGGAGGGGUUCUAAAAGAUACUCAUGGGGGGGUCCACUGAUAGUUGACUAGCAACAACAACUGGAACCUAAAAGACGCCCACCGUGAGCGCCCACUAAUUUGCCCAAGAAGAGGCAAACAAAAUAAAAACCCACACCAUACUUAGACAGGAAGCAGACCAAAAUGGUGGCGUAAAACAAAAACAGGGAAGAUCAGAGAAAGGGAUGUUUUUUCUAGAACUCAAGUAGGGAGCGCCAAUUCAAGGUGUUGACCCUCCACAUCUACCAAGACCACUGGAGCACUGGGCCAGCCACUCUUAAAUAGCACCUGGGCCAGCACAGGUGAAACACCUUCCCACUGACAAGGUGGUAACCAGCACAGGUGUAACACAUACCGACUAACGAGAUGACACCGAUUGGUGCGCCCUACAUGCUAAAGUCCAACCUCAAAACAGAAAUGGAAAAAACCAAAGCCUGUAACAAGACCAACACUUUACAUGUGCGUUUAUAGUUUUGUUCAGUGUAGUUUGGUCUUGUCUUGAGGCUUGGGGUUCAGGGUUAGGGUUUAUUAGCUCCAUGCUACUGGUAGACAGGACAGGGUUGACUUAUACUAUAGUACAAUGUGGAGGAAGGAAAGGUUAGUUAGCUCCCUGCUACUGGUAGACAGGAAAUGGUUUUAUCUUUGAUCAACAUACCACUCUACAAUUUACACGAAAGUAGAUCAUAUCUACUUCAUCCUCUUUUAGGUUGGGAAGCAUUCAAAUACUUGUGUGUUUUUAAAUUAGUUUGGAGUUUGUAUUUUUGGGACUAUUCCAUUGGUUUAGCCAUUGUAGCCUACCUGGAGAGAAUUAUGCACAAUAAGAAGAGACGGAUGAUACAGAAUCUACUGGCCCUGACCUGGUUACACUGAACGAGUUGUAUUACAGCAAUAACCCUAACCCUACUUACAGCAAUAACCCUAACCCUACUUACAGCAAUAACCCUAACCCUACUUACAGCAAUAACCCUAACCCUACUUACAGCAAUAACCCUAACCCUACUUACAGCAAUAACCCUAACCCUACUUACAGCAAUAACCCUAACCCUACUUACAGCAAUAACCCUAACCCUACUUACAGCAAUAACCCUAACCCUACUUACAGCAAUAACCCUAACCCUACUUACAGCAAUAACCCUAACCCUACUUACAGCAAUAACCCUAACCCUACUUACAGCAAUAACCCUAACCCUACUUACAGCAAUAACCCUAACCCUACUUACAGCAAUAACCCUAACCCUACUUACAGCAAUAACCCUAACCCUACUUACAGCAAUAACCCUAACCCUACUUACAGCAAUAACCCUAACCCUACUUACAGCAAUAACCCUAACCCUACUUACAGCAAUAACCCUAACCCUACUUACAGCAAUAACCCUAACCCUUCUUACAGCAAUAACCCUAACCCUACUUACAGCAAUAACCCUAACCCUACUUACAGCAAUAACCCUAACCCUACUUACAGCAAUAACCCUAACCCUACUUACAGCAAUAACCCUAACCCUACUUACAGCAAUAACCCUAACCCUACUUACAGCAAUAACCCUAACCCUACUUACAGCAAUAACCCUAACCCUACUUACAGCAAUAACCCUAACCCUAUUUACAGCAAUAACCCUAACCCUACUUACAGCAAUAACCCUAACCCUACUUACAGCAAUAACCCUAACCCUACUUACAGCAAUAACCCUAACCCUACUUACAGCAAUAACCCUAACCCUACUUACAGCAAUAACCCUAACCCACAGUAUACCAAUAAUAAGUCAUUACAAUACUUUCCCAGUGUGCUUGCAGGAAUAAUUACACAGUCAUUUAGUGUUAAGUGUAACCAAAAGCAACUAUUAUCAUGUUACCAAUAAAACAAUGCAGGGACAACUUUCACUGCUAGCCAAGUCCCCUUGGGAGGAUGUUGUGGAGCCUCCUGGCCAGCCUACAGUCAGUACUGUCUGUAACAGGAGGAUGUUGUGGAGCCUCCUGGCCAGUCUACAGUCAGUACUGUCUGUAACGGCAGGAUGUUGUGGAGCCUCCUGGCCAGCCUACAGUCAGUACUGUCUGUAACAGGAGGAUGUUGUGGAGCCUCCUGGCCAGCCUACAGUCAGUACUGUCUGUAACAGGAGGAUGUUGUGGAGCCUCCUGGCCAGCCUACAGUCAGUACUGUCUGUAACAGGAGGAUGUUGUGGAGCCUCCUGGCCAGCCUACAGUCAGUACUAUCUGUAACAGGAGGAUGUUGUGGAGGCUCCUGGCCAGUCUACAGUCAGUACUGUCUGUAACAGGAGGAUGUUGUGGAGCCUCCUGGCCAGUCUACAGUCAGUACUGUCUGUAACAGGAGGAUGUUGUGGAGCCUCCUGGCCAGCCUACAGUCAGUACUGUCUGUAACAGGAGGAUGUUGUGGAGCCUCCUGGCUAGCCUACAGUCAGUACUGUCUGUAACAGGAGGAUGUUGUGGAGCCUCCUGGCCAGCCUACAGUCAGUACUGUCUGUAACAGGAGGAUGUUGUGGAGCCUCCUGGCCAGCCUACAGUCAGUACUGUCUGUAACGGGAGGAUGUUGUGGAGCCUCCUGGCCAGCCUACAGUCAGUACUGUCUGUAACAGGAGGAUGUUGUGGAGCCUCCUGGCCAGUCUACAGUCAGUACUGUCUGUAACAGGAGGAUGUUGUGGAGCCUCCUGGCCAGCCUACAGUCAGUACUGUCUGUAACAGGAGGAUGUUGUGGAGCCUCCUGGCCAGUCUACAGUCAGUACUGUCUGUAACAGGAGGAUGUUGUGGAGCCUCCUGGCCAGCCUACAGUCAGUACUGUCUGUAACAGGAGGAUGUUGUGGAGCCUCCUGGCCAGCCUACAGUCAGUACUGUCUGUAACGGGAGGAUGUUGUGGAGCCUCCUGGCCAGUCUACAGUCAGUACUGUCUGUAACAGGAGGAUGUUGUGGAGCCUCCUGACCAGCCUACAGUCAGUACUGUCUGUAACAGGAGGAUGUUGUGGAGCCUCCUGGCCACUGUCUGUAACAGGAGGAUGUUGUGGAGCCUCCUGGCCAGCCUACAGUCAGUACUGUCUGUAACAGGAGGAUGUUGUGGAGCCUCCUGGCCAGUCUACAGUCAGUACUGUCUGUAACAGGAGGAUGUUGUGGAGCCUCCUGGCCAGCCUACAGUCAGUACUGUCUGUAACAGGAGGAUGUUGUGGAGCCUCCUGGCCACUGUCUGUAACAGGAGGAUGUUGUGGAGCCUCCUGGCCAGCCUACAGUCAGUACUGUCUGUAACAGGAGGAUGUUGUGGAGCCUCCUGGCCAGCCUACAGUCAGUACUGUCUGUAACGGGAUGUUGUGGAGCCUCCUGGCCAGCCUACAGUCAGUACUGUCUGUAACAGGAGGAUGUUGUGGAGCCUCCUGGCCAGCCUACAGUCAGUACUGUCUGUAACAGGAGGAUGUUGUGGAGGCUCCUGGCCAGCCUACAGUCAGUACUGUCUGUAACAGGAGGAUGUUGUGGAGGCUCCUGGCCAGCCUACAGUCAGUACUGUCUGUAACAGGAGGAUGUUGUGGAGCCUCCUGGCCAGUCUACAGUCAGUACUGUCUGUAACAGGAGGAUGUUGUGGAGCCUCCUGGCCAGCCUACAGUCAGUACUGUCUGUAACAGGAGGAUGUUGUGGAGGCUCCUGGCCAGCCUACAGUCAGUACUGUCUGUAACAGGAGGAUAUUGUGGAGCCUCCUGGCCAGCCUACAGUCAGUACUGUCUGUAACAGGAGGAUGUUGUGGAGCCUCCUGGCCAGCCUACAGUCAGUACUGUCUGUAACAGGAGGAUGUUGUGGAGCCUCCUGGCCAGUCUACAGUCAGUACUGUCUGUAACAGGAGGAUGUUGUGGAGCCUCCUGGCCAGCCUACAGUCAGUACUGUCUGUAACAGGAGGAUGUUGUGGAGCCUCCUGGCCAGUCUACAGUCAGUACUGUCUGUAACAGAGGAUGUUGUGGAGCCUCCUGGCCAGCCUACAGUCAGUACUGUCUGUAACAGGAGGAUAUUGUGGAGCCUCCUGGCCAGCCUACAGUCAGUACUGUCUGUAACAGGAGGAUGUUGUGGAGCCUCCUGGCCAGCCUACAGUCAGUACUGUCUGUAACAGGAGGAUGUUUGUGGAGCCUCCUGACCAGCCUACAGUCAGUACUGUCUGUAACGGAGGAUGUUGUGGAUGCCUCCUACAGGCACUGUCUGUAACAGGAGGAUGUUGUGGAGCCUCCUGACCAGCCUACAGUCAGUAACUGUCUGUAACAGGAGGAUGUUGUGGAGCCUCCUGAGUCUACAAUGUCUGUAACAGGAGAUGUUGUGGAGCCUCCUGGCCAGCCUACAGUCAGUACUGUCUGUAACAGGAGGAUGUUGUGGAGCCUCCUGGCCACUGUACUGUUGGAUGUUGUGGAGCCUCCUGGCCAGCCUACAGUCAGUACUGUCUGUAACAGGAGGAUGUUGUGGAGCCUCCUGGCCACUGUCUGUAACAGGAGGAUGUUGUGGAGCCUCCUGGCCAGCCUACAGUCAGUACUGUCUGUAACAGGAGGAUGUUGUGGAGCCUCCUGGCCAGCCUACAGUCAGUAACUGUCUGUAACAGGAGGAUGUUGUGGAGCCUCCUGGCCAGCCUACAGUCAGUACUGUCUGUAACGGGAUGUUGUGGAGCCUCCUGGCCAGCCUACAGUCAGUACUGUCUGUAACAGGAGGAUGUUGUGGAGCCUCCUGGCCAGCCUACAGUCAGUACUGUCUGUAACAGGAGGAUGUUGUGGAGCUCCUGGCCAGCCUACAGUCAGUACUGUCUGUAACAGGAGGAUGUUGUGGAGGCUCCUGGCCAGCCUACAGUCAGUACUGUCUGUAACAGGAGGAUGUUGUGGAGCCUCCUGGCCAGUCUACAGUCAGUACUGUCUGUAACAGGAGGAUGUUGUGGAGCCUCCUGGCCAGCCUACAGUCAGUACUGUCUGUAACAGGAGGAUGUUGUGGAGGCUCCUGGCCAGCCUACAGUCAGUACUGUCUGUAACAGGAGGAUAUUGUGGAGCCUCCUGGCCAGCCUACAGUCAGUACUGUCUGUAACAGGAGGAUGUUGUGGAGCCUCCUGGCCAGCCUACAGUCAGUACUGUCUGUAACAGGAGGAUGUUGUGGAGCCUCCUGGCCAGUCUACAGUCAGUACUGUCUGUAACAGGAGGAUGUUGUGGAGCCUCCUGGCCAGCCUACAGUCAGUACUGUCUGUAACAGGAGGAUGUUGUGGAGCCUCCUGGCCAGCCUACAGUCAGUACUGUCUGUAACAGGAGGAUAUUGUGGAGCCUCCUGGCCAGCCUACAGUCAGUACUGUCUGUAACAGGAGGAUGUUGUGGAGCCUCCUGGCCAGCCUACAGUCAGUACUGUCUGUAAUAGGAUAUUGUUUUUGUACCCCCUGAUGGAAGACUUACUAGACAUGUUUUCCCUUCACGACUCUCUCUGAAAGUAUGUGAAUGGAAUGUACAAGCAGUCUACUGCUCAACCUAGAACGCGGUAAUGGUGGUUCCUGGUAACCUGAGUAAUAACCCACUAAUACAGGCUGGGGCCCAAAUGACCCCUGGUUCAACUCAUCGAGGGCUUGAUGAUGAGUUGACAAGUUGAAUCAGGUGUGCUUGUCUGGGACUACAUCAGAAAUGUGUGGUGUUGGGGGUACUGGAGGACUGGAGUUGGGAAACACUGCCCUAUGUAGUGCAUGACCCUAUGAACCCUGGUCAGAAGUAGUGCACUAUAAAGGGAACAGGGUGCCAUUUGGAACGAAGUCGCAGUAAUAAUACAGUAAUGACACACAUUCUUAGAAUAAAAGGUGCGAUCUAGAACCAAAACGUUUUUUCCCGUCUGUCCCCCCAAAAAAACUUUUGGUUCCUGGUGGAACCCUUUUUGGUUCCAGGUAGAACCCUUUUUGGUUCCACGUAGAACUCUUUUGGGUUCUAAAAGGGUUCUACCUGGAACCAAAAAGGGUUCUCCUGUUGGGACAGAACCCUUUUGGAACCCUUUUUUCCUAAGAGUGAGUAAAAACAAGGUAAUAACACAUUCAUAAUGAAAUGUAACUUGACAUGUGGUUUUACGUUAGGUAAACAGUUAUGACUGAUCCAUCGACCACCUUAUCAUACAUGGCGUCCUUACUCUUCAUUCUCCCUCUCUCUGUGUGUGUGUGUGUGUGUGUGGGUGUCGGUGGGUGUGUGUGUGUGUGUGGGUGUCGGUGGGUGUGUGUGUGUGUGUAUGCAUCCCUGUGUGUGUGUAUGCAUCCCUGUGUGUGUGUGUGUGUGGGUGGGUGGUUGUAUGCAUCCCUGUGUGUGUGUGUGUGUGUGUGUGUGUGUGUGUGUGUGUGUGUGUGUGGGUGGGUGGUUGUAUGCAUCCCUGUGUGUGUGUGUGUGUGUGUGUGUGUGUGUGUGUGUGGGUGGUUGUAUGCAUCCCUGUGUGUGUGUGUGUGUGUGUGUGUGUGUAUGCGUCCCUGUGUGUGUGUGUGUGUGUGUGUGUGUGUGUGUGUGUGUGUGUGUGUGUGUGUGUGUGUGGGUGGGUGGUUGUAUGCAUCCCUGUGUGUGUGUGUGUGUGUGUGUGUGUGUGUGUGUGUGUGGGUGGUUGUAUGCAUCCCUGUGUGUGUGUGUGUGUGUGUGUAUGUGUGUAUGCAUCCCUGUGUGUGUGUGUGUGUGUGUGUGUGUGUGUGUGUGUGUGCGUCCCUGUGUGUGUACCAGCUCAGAAGACAGUCCUGAUUGUGUACGCCCACCAGAGUGGGGGGUCCUUUAACUCGGCAGCGAAGGACGUUGCGGUGGAAGCCCUCAGACAGCAGGGCUACAAGGUCGUUGUGUCUGACCUCUACGCCAUGAACUUCAGAUCCUCCGCCACUAUGGACGAUAUCACAGGUACACACACACACACACGCCAACACACACACACACAUGCUCACACACGCCAGCACACAUGCCAACACGCGAACACACGCUGGACGUUGCUGCUGUUCUGUCCCUUUGUCAGGUGAGGUGAAGAACCCGGAGCACUUCAAGUACGGGGAGGAGACCAUGGAAGCCUGGAAGGAGGGUCGACUCAGUGAUGACAUCAUAGCUGAGCAGCGGAAAGUGGAGGCGGCGGAGCUCGUCAUCUUCCAGGUCAGAGGUCACACACUCCCCCCCCCCCCCCUCUCUCUCUCUCUCUUUCUUUCCCCUUUCUUGCUCUCUUCUGCCUCUUUCUGUCUCUCUCCCCUCCCCCACCUCUAUUUCUGUCUCUCUCCCCUCCCCCACCUCUAUUUCUGUCUCUCUCCCCUCCCCCCCUCUAUUUCUGUCUCCCUCCCCUCCCCCACCUCUAUUUCUGUCUCUCUCCCUCCCCUCCCCCACCUCUAUUUCUGUCUCUCUCCCCUCCCCCACCUAUAUUCUCUCCCUCCCCUCCCCCACCUCUAUUUAUGUCUCUCUCCCCUCCCCCACCUCUAUUUCUGUCUCACUCCCCUCCCCUCCCCCACCUCUAUUUAUGUCUCUCUCCCCCUCCCCCACCUCUAUAUCUGUCUCUCUCUCCUCCCCCACCUCUAUUCUGUCUCUCUCCCCUCCCCCACCUCUAUUCUGUCUCUCACCCCUCCCCCACCUCUCUGUCCUCUCUCCCCUCCCCUCCCCCCACCUCUAUUUCUGUCUCUCUCCCCCUCCCCCACCUCUAUUCUGUCUCUCUCCCCUCCCCCCCACCUCUAUUUAUGUUUCUCUCUCCCCUCCCCCACCUCUAUUUCUGUCUCUCUCCCCUCCUCCGACAUAUAUUUCUGUCUCACUCCCCUCCCCACCUCUAUUUCUGUCUCUCGCCCCUCCCCCACCUCUAUUUCUGUCUCCCUCUCCUCCCCCACCUCUAUUUCUGUCUCCCUCUCCUCCCCCACCUCUAUUUCUGUCUCACUCCCCUCCCCUCCCCCACCUCUAUUCUGUCUCUCUCCCCCCCCACCUCUAUUUAUGUCUCACUCCCCUCCCCCACCUCUCUAUAUGUCUCUCUCCCCUCCCCCACCUCUAUUUAUGUCUCACUCCCCUCCCCCACCUCUAUAUUUCUGUCUCUCUCCCCUCCCCCACCUCUCUAUAUGUCUCUCUCCCCUCCCCCACCUCUAUUUCUGUCUCCCUCUCCUCCCCCACCUCUAUUUAUGUCUCUCUCUCCUCCCCCACCUCUAUUUAUGUCUCACUCCCCUCCCCCACCUCUCUAUAUGUCUCUCUCCCCUCCCCCACCUCUAUUUAUGUCUCACUCCCCUCCCCCACCUCUAUAUUUCUGUCUCUCUCCCCUCCCCCACCUCUCUAUAUGUCUCUCUCUCCUCCCCCACCUCUAUUUCUGUCUCACUCCCCUCCCCCACCUCUAUUCUGUCUCUCCCCUCCCCCACCUCUAUUUAUGUCUCUCUCUCCUCCCCCACCUCUAUAUCUGUCUCUCUCUCCUCCCCCACCUCUAUAUCUGUCUCUCUCUCCUCCCCCACCUCUAUUUCUGUCUCACUCCCUCCCCUCCCCUCCCCCUCCCCCACCUCUAUUUCUGUCUCUUCCACUCCUCACCUCUAUUUCUGUCUCCCUCCCCUCCCCACCUCUAUUUAUGUCUCACUCCCCAUCUCCCCCCCCUCUAUUUCUGUUUUCUCCCCCCCUCCCCCUCACAAUAUAUUUCUGUCUCACUCCCCCUUUCCCCCACCCAUCUUUUCUUCUCUCUCCCCUCCCCCACCUCUAUUUCUGUCUCUCUCCUCUCCCCUCCCCCGACAUAUAUUUCUGUCUCACUCCCCUCCCCCACCUCUAUAUCUUUCUCUCUCCCCUCCCCUCCCCCACCUCUAUUUCUGUCUCACUCCCCUCCCCCGACUAUAUUUCUGUCUCUCUCCCCCUCCCCCCACCUCCUAUUUUUGUCUCACUCCCCUCCCCCACCUCCCCUCAUUUUUCUCUCCCCUCCCCCCCCCCAUCUCUAUUUUUCUGUCUCACUCCCCCUCCCCCGCAUAUAUUUCUGUCUCUCUCCCCUCCCCCACCUCUAUUUCUGUCUCACUCCCCUCCCCCCCCCCCCCCCUCUAUUUCUGUCUCUCUCCCCCUCUCUCCCUCUCCUCCCUCCCGCCUCCCCCCCCCUCUCUAUUUCUGUCUCACUCCCCUCCCCCGACAUAUAUUUCUGUCUCUCUCUCCCCUCCCCCCACCUCUAUUUCUGUCUCACUCCCCUCCCCUCCCCCACCUCUAUAUCUGUCUCCUCCCCUCCCCCACCUCUGUUUCUGUCUCUCUCCCUCCCCUCCCCACCUCUAUUUCUGUCUCUCCCCUCCCCUCCCCCACCUCUAUUUUCUCUCUCUCCCCUCCCCUCCCCCACCUCUAUUUCUGUCUCUCUCCCCCCCCACCUCUAUUUCUGUCUCUCUCCCCCCCACCUCUAUUUCUGUCUCUCUCUUCUCCCCCACCUCUAUAUCUGUCCUCUCUCCCCCUCCCCCACCUCUAUUUCUGUCUCAACUCCCCCCCACCUCUAUUUCUGUCUCUCUCCCCCUCCCCCCGACAUAUAUUUCUGUCUCACUCCCCCUCCCCUCCCCCACCUCUAUUUCUGUCUCACUCCCCUCCCCUCCCCCACCUCUAUUUCUGUCUCGCUCCCCCCCACCUCUAUUUCUGUCUCACUCCCCCUCCCCCACCUCUCUAUCUGUCUCCCACCCCUCCCCCACCUCUAUUUCUGGCUCACUCCCCUCCCCCACCUCUCUAUCUGUCUCCCACCCCUCCCCACCUCUCUAUCUGUCUCUCUCCCCUCCCCCACCCUCUUUUUAUUUAUGUCUCACUCCCCUCCCCUCCCCCACCUCUAUUUAUGUCUCUCUCCCCUCCCCCACCUCUAUUUCUGUCUCUCUCCCCCUCCCCCACCUCUCUGUCUCUCUCCCCUCCCCUCCCCCACCUCUAUUUCUGUCUCUCACCCCUCCCCCACCUCUCUGUCUCUAUCCCCUCCCCUCCCCCACCUCUCUUUCUGUCUCUCUCCCCCCCUCCCCCCCCCACCUCUCUAUCUGUCCUUUCCCCCUCCCCUCCCCCACCCCGACCAUCUCUUUCUGUCUCCUCUCCCCUCCCCCACCAUCUCUGUCUCUCUCCCCUCCUCCCCCCCUCCCCCACGCUCUCUUUCUGUCGCUCUCGCCUCCCCCCCCCUCCCCCUUUUCUGUCGUCUCUCUCUCCCCCCUCCCCCCCCCCUCUUUUCUGUCUCCUCCCCCUCCCCCACCUCUCUUUCUCUCCCCCUCCCCUCCCCCAAACCUCUAUUUCUGCUCUCACCCCUCCCCCCCUCUCUGUCUCUAAACCCCUCCCCUCCCCCCCCUUUUUUCUGUCUCUCUCCCCCCCCCCCCCCUUCUUUUUUCUUUCCCCUCCCCCUCCCCACCCUCCUUUUCUGUCUCUCUCCCCUCCCCUCCCCCACCUCUCUUUUGUCUCUCUCCCCCUCCCCUCCCCCACCUCUCUUUCUGUCUCUUUUCCCCCCCCCCCACCUCUUUUCUGUCCCCUCCUCCCCUCCCCCCUCUAUUCUGUCUCUCUCGCCUCUCCCCUCCCCCACCUCUAUUUCUGCUCUCUCUCCCUCCCCUCCCCCACCUCUAAUCUUUCUCUCUCUCCCCUCCCCUCCCCCACCUCUAUUCUUUCUCUCUCCCCUCCCCUCCCCCACUCUAUUUCUGUCUUCUUCUCUCCCCUCCUAUCUCCCGUCUCUCUUCCCCCUCCCCCACCCAUCUAUUUCUGUCUCGCCUCCCCUCCCCCCCCACCUCUCUUUCUGUCCCCCCCCCUCUCUCCUCUCCCUCCUCCUCCCCUCCCCCACCUCUCUGUCUCACUCCCCUCCCCCCCUCUCUGUCUCUCUCCUGUCUCUCUCCCGCCUCUCCCCACCUCUCUGUCUCAUCCCUCCACCACCUCUCUGUCUCUCUCCCCUCCCCCACCUCUAUAUCUUUCUGUCUCUCUCCCCUCCCCCACCUCUAUUCUGUCUCUCUCCCCUCCCCCACCUCUCUUUCUGUCUCUCUUUCUCUCUGUCCGUCUUUCUUCUUAGACUGUGCCUUGCUGCGUUUAAAUUCUCUACCAUUCUCCCAAAAGUAUUUAAGCCUCCGCUCCCCAUCAUAGUUUAAUAAUCAUUGGAUUGGUGUAGAUGUAGUGUCAACCACAUCUCUCUCCCCAUCAGUUCCCUCUGUACUGGUUCAGUGUUCCAGCCAUCAUGAAGGGCUGGAUAGACAGAGUCCUGACUCAAGGCUUUGCCUUCUCACUGCAGAAGAUGUACAACAAUGGAAUAUUCCAGGUUUGACCUUUUGACCCUUCUGUUCAUGUGUUUAGUUCCAGUAGCCUCUGUUAGAGUUUCAUACCCAUUGACAAUGAGCAGGAAAACAGCAUACGAUGGCACUAUAGUUUCAAUAUAACUUUAUAUGAAGGGACCUCAUAACCCAUAUAUAACCCAUAUGUAACCCAAACAUAACCCAUAUAUUACCCAUACAUAACCCAUAUAUAACCCAUAUGUAACCCAAACAUAACCCAUAUAUAACCCAUAUGUAACCCAAACAUAACCCAUAUGUAACUCAUUCAUAACCCAUAUGUAACCCAUUCAUAACCCAUAUGUAACCCAAACAUAACCCAUAUGUAACUCAUUCAUAACCCAUAUGUAACUCAUUCAUAACCCAUAUGUAACCCAAACAUAACCCAUAUAUAACAUUUUUUACAUUUUUACAUUUUAGUCAUUUAGCAGACGCUCUUAUCCAGAGCGACUUACAGUUAGUGAAUACAUAUUUUUUUAUACUGGCCCCCCGUGGGAAUCGAACCCACAAACGCAAUGCUCUAUCAACUGAGCUACAUCCCUGCCAGCCAUUCCCUCCCCUACCCUGGACGACGCUGGGCCAAUUGUGCGCCGCCCAUGAGUCUCCCGGUCGCGGCCGGCUGCGACAGAGCCUGGAUUCGAACCAGGAUCUCUAGUGGCACAGUUAGCACUGCGAUGACCACUGCGCCACUCAGGAGUUACUGUAGACCUUUGCAAAAUAGUGUGUAUAUAUGGGUUCUGUAACACAUACAGAACCCAUAUAUAACCCAUUCAUAACCCAUAUGUAACCCAUUCAUAACCCAUAUGUAACCCAUUCAUAACCCAUAUGUAACUCAUUCAUAACCCAUAUGUAACCCAAACAUAACCCAUAUGUAACCCAAACAUAACCCAUAUAAUAACCCAUUCAUAACCCAUAUGUAACCCAAACAUAACCCAUAUGUAAUGUGGGGGAUUUAAACAAAUACUAUUCCUGUAGCUGUGAGGUGAGAUCCUCUGGACUAAUCUAAAAUACACAGGUUAUUUGCAUCAGGUAGUGGAGCAUGGGAAUGACCAGGCCAGAAAUAUUAAUUUUUAUUCACAAUCUCAAUUACUCAAGCAACUCAAUGAAAGCUUCUCAUGGACACCAUCUUCAGCGCCCCGUCCAAUCGCUGCUGAUGUAGCACAUGGGGAUGUGAUUCUUCAUGUUCUGAAUCUAAAACUAUACUAAAUAUAAUUACGUCACCAAAUUAUUGAUUAAAACACACUAUUUUACAAAGUUCUACAGUAGCCUCAACAGCACUCUGUAGGGUAGCACCAUGGUGUAGCCCGGAGGACAGCUAGCUUCCGUCCUCCUCUGUGUACAUUGACUUCAAUACAAAAACCUAGGAGGCUCAUGGUUCUCACCCCCUUCCAUAGACUUACACAGUAAUUAUGACAACUUCCGGAGGACGUCCUCCAGCCUAUCAGAGCUCUUGCAGCAUGAACUGACAUGUUGUCCAUCCAAUCAAAGGAUCAGAUAAUGAAUCUAGGAUUGAAAGCAUGAGCUACAGCUAGCUAGCGCUGCAGUGCAUAAAAUGUGGUGAGUAGUUGACUCAAAGAGAGAGAAAGACAAUAGUUGAACAGUUUUGAACAAAUUAAUUUCUUCCAAAAUGAAGGAGAAGCGAGAGAGAAAUGUUUAGUCUUUUUUUUCUUCACUUUCAGUUUCACAUACUUAGCUAGCAAAUGCAGCUAGCUAGUUUAGCCUACUGAAACACCUGGCUCAAACAGAGGGAUGCUAUGUUAGCUAGCUGGCUAUGACUUUCCAACACAACACUAGAUCUCUUCAAAGUCAAGGUAAGCUUUUGGUAUUACUAAUUUAUUGCCUCCGGGGCCCGCCGGUGUAACUGCUUACUGACUGCACACUGUAACGUUACUGCAUGAUUGUAGCGGGUUUACUAACGCCUUAGUUCUAUUAGCUAUGCUGACUAUGACGUUACUUUAGCUAAUAUGGUGACAACGAUGUAGGCUGUGUGUAGCGGUUUGGCUUGGAAAGCUUUUUUCGCCUGGUCACAUACAGCUGAUGUGUUGUGCGUCGAAGUCCACAAACGAAGGGAAGAGAAGGAAUACAACGUGGCUGUUAUGAGAGUGAACUCUGUUUAGGGGUGAUCAGGGGUGUAUUCAUUCCGCCGAUUCUGUUGAAAAACGUUUCUUAAACGGAACAAAACUGUGAUAAACAUACCUGAAUUUGCACAAUAGAAGCUCUCGUUUGCAACUGUUGGACUAAUGAUUACACCCUAGAUCAGCUAGAUGCAGGCAAGAGUGUCACUGUCUGUCGUCUCAAAUUUGUCUCUCGGGCCUGUGUGCACCUACGUUGUAAACUUUCAUUCGUAGGCUGGUUUGUAGCAGCCUCGUGAUGGGUACAGGGAACAUUUGAGUAUCAUGUGGUAGCCUAAACCUAUCGCUGUUACAUCGAACUGGGUGAAUGGAAUAUGAAUGAGAGUCAUCCAAUAUGCUGUAAUAGAAAUAAGGACAAGCUCGUGAAAAAUAAAAAUGGUCCUCCCUCGUCUUAAAACGGCACCGACCGCCACUGGAGACAUUUCAGCAGCAGGUAUAAAAAUAAUGACAGACAACAGACUAACUAGAUUACUGCUACAAUUUAGGGACGGCCUGUUCAAUAGGGCGAUAUGGGCGACGCACUGCCAAACGGGAAAAGGAAGGGAUUUUUUUUCUAAUCAAUUAUAUCACGGCAACAGUAGUUAUCAGUGUUGUAAUCUAUACGUCUGAUCUGCCACAGUGCCACACUGCCACUAAAUGUCGAAUCAGGCUAAAGUCGUGCUUCAAAUGGCUCCACCCCAUUUUGGGGCGAUUUCAGUCAGAUUGAAAAUCGCCCAGAACUUCUGUCAUAGACUCCCAUGUAAAAUCUAUUUUUUUCAAAUUUCAGAGCCUUCAAUACAAUCUCUAUGGGUGUCUGUGGGCUUGCACUUACGCGCUUUCGUCACAUGAACGUAACUAAGAAAAGAGAGGGUAGCAGCGUCAAUCAAUUCACUACUACUAUCAACAUGGCUAGGCUUCAGUGCAACUCGGUUGUGUCUUUGAAAGAAUUUCCUUUUUGUCGGCGAACAAAUGAAGAUAAAUUGGCAACGAAACAACUAGGACCUCCCAGACCAAAUUUAAUAAUUCAACAGGUUUCUACUAAAGGGGGGAAGUCCUACACCCGAGGAUUUUCAAAAAAUUGGUAUGAACGAAAAACCUGGCUAGCAGGCUGCGAUGUAGCUAAUGCAGUCUUCUGCUACCCCCUGCUUACUCUUUCACCCUGAAGGCGGCACAGCAGACAGCACCGCUUGGACAGCGACUGGUGUAACCGACAUGCACCAUCUUUCAGAAAAGAUUAAGAAACAUGAGCUGUCAAAGACCCACAUGGAUAGCUGUUUGAGAAUUUCUGCUUUUGGGAGAGUGAAUAUUGCCACUCAACUGGAUGAGGGAUACAGGCUAGCUGUCCGCCGCCACAACGAUGAGGUUAGCAAGAACCGCCAUAUCCUCAGCCGGCUAAUCCAGUGUGUGAAGUUUUGCGGCGUGUUUGAGUUAGCUUUGCGAGGCAAAGAUGAAACUGAGGGCUCCACCAACCCUGGUAUUUUUCUUGGACUUGUCAACUUUGUGGCACAAUUAGAUGAGGUGUUUGAUGACCAUCUUAAAAAUGCUAAAGUUUUCAAGGGCACAUCAAAGACCAUUCAAAACGAGCUACUGGAGUGUAUGCUAGCGGUCACGAGGGAACAUAUUGUGGAGGAGGUGAAGUCUGCGAACUUCGUAGCUAUCCAAGCUGACGAGACCACGGACGUUUCUACACAGACACAGCUGGUGCUUGUGCUGAGGUACAUAGAUAGCAAGCACAAAGUGCAGGAGCGAUUUUUUGAGUUCCUUCCCAUCUCGGAAUCAACCUCAGUCUCAAUCGCCAGUGUACUUUUGGAGAGAUUGAACGGUCUUUUUGCCGAUGACGAGAAAGUCAAACUCAUUGCGCAAGCUUACGAUGGAGCCAGUGUGAUGAGGGGAGAGAAGGCUGGUGUGCAGAAAAAGGUGCGUGAGCAUUUCAAGAAUGCCCAUUACGUGCAUUGCUAUGCGCAUCAGCUGAAUUUGAUCAUGCAGCAAGCUACUUCUCGCAUCAAAAAAGUGAACAUUUUCUUUUCCGAUCUGAGCGGGAUUACAACUUUUUUUUCCCGGUCACCCAAACGCACCAGCAUUCUUGACCAGACUGUUGCACGAAGACUGCCCAGACCUUCAUCCACACGGUGGAACUUCAACAGCAGAGUCGUGAACACUGUCUACGAGAAUCGAGACGACCUAAUAGAAUGUUUUGAAGCCAUCCGGACGGGUUCAUUGGGUUCAUUUGACCAGGGCACAGUGAGAGAGGCAUCUGGCUACGUGAGGAUGCUGCAUGAUGAAGAUUUUAUUUUUUUCCUGCGGCUUUUUCACAAAAUCAUGCCCCACGUCGACAUUCUGUACCAGAAGCUACAGAAGAAGGACAUCGAUGCUGUCUUUAUCAAAAGUGCCCUCGACAGCUUCACAAGCAGUGUGCAGGCCAUAAGGUAAGAUUAAACAAUAUCAUUCAAUCUUUCUCAAAGCAGAGCUUUAUUUGAAAAUGUAUGCAUGAAAGGAGACUGCAUUUGUGUUUGAAAUUACAUUAUUCUCAUUAUAUAUGGCCAGUGGUGUAAUCUAUUUUAUUUUAUAUACUAUGUGUACUGUGCAGUGGUGCUCAUAAGUGUAUGAACACAUUCUAAAGUUGACUAAAAAGAGGAAUAAAAAAAUAAAAAAAUAGUCUUUUGGAAAUUUAUCUUAAUGACUUAAUUAAAAAAGUUGGAAAAUCCAACCUUUAUGGACACCAAUUUUCUUUUCUUUUUUAUUCCUCUUUUUAGUCAACUUUAGCAUGGGAUCAUAAGCUUAUGAUCACCACUGUAUACUGUGCUGAACAUCCAGGCUAUGUGAGACACAAAGGCUAACUUAAACACUAAAGACUUUAUGCAUCCCUGCCCAUUUUAAGUGGAACUGAAGUAUUUGUACUAUACAUCAUGGAUACAUUGCAUAUACCUGUGCAUCACAUAGACAACAAUACUGUACAAAGCCAACAAACACAUUGGUCUGUUUGCCUUCAGGGACUCCUCUCAACAGCAGCUGCAAGAAGCAACAGGAGCCAAAAGACCCAGAACAGCUUUGAGAGAAGAGGAGAAGCAGAGGCUGUCUGAAGAGGUCUGCAACACCAUCCUGGAUCACAUCAAAGAAAGGUUCUCUUUCUCUGGCCACCUUGUGAGUGCUACCUUACUGCAAGCAGACAUGUUUGAAAGGUACUGCCAUUCAUUUCCUGAUGAGGCUCUGAAUGCCACUGUGAAUGCAUACCCCAUGCUGAGCAAGGCAAAGCUCAAGACAGAACUAUCUCUGAUCUAUGAGAAUCCUGAAUUCAAGGGAGGCUGUGGUGCACUGGCACUGUACCAGGUUCUCAUGAGCUACAACCUCCAGGAGACGUUCUCUGAGACUGUGACUCUGUUGAACAUCCUCAUAACUACUCCCAUGACAACAGCUGAAGCUGAGAGAUGUUUCUCAACUUUGACACGAGUUAAGACAUUCCUGCGAAAUUCAAUGGGCCAGGAACGUCUGCAUGCACUGGCCAUGCUUUCCAUGGAGAGGGAACUAGUCCUCAGCAUGCCUGAUUUCAAUGAGAAAGUCAUUGAACGCUUUGCUGUAUUGAAACAGAGAAGAGAACAGUUUCAGUACAAGUAAUGUAGCCUCUCUCUCUCUUUGUCCCUCCCUCCCUGUCUCUUUAACACACACACGCCCAAAUCAGUUCACAGUUGAUGUUGUUUAAAAUAGUUAUUUUUCAUUUAAAAAAAAGUAAAACAAAAAAAAAUAUCUGUUCAUGUUCAUUUUUACAAAUCUAUACAAUUGGCCAGAAUAUGGUUGUUCAUAUUUACAAAUCUAUACAAUUGGCCAGAAUAUGGUUGUUCAUUUUUACAAAGCCAUACAGAUAGCUGUGUUUACCUUUUCUAGAAAUUACUUUCAAAUUCUGUUUUCAAGCAAAAUGUCUAUCACUGUUCAUUUUCACAAAUCUAUACAAGAGGGCAGAAUAUGGAAGUCUAUAAAAAUGUCUUAUUACCAAUAACUUGCAUCAAUGUUUUCAGUAGCCUCUAUCAAAAGCUCCUGCUUGCUUGUUGUGAAUUAUGCUCAGGUGCACAUAUUUCCAAUUCAACCAUGAGGCAAAAAAUGUGGUAAAAGCUCUUGUUGAUCCUGCAAUCUGAACAAAUACCAAGAUGCUGUAUUUUCAGCUGAUAUUUCAUUUGUUUAUGGAAAUGCAUAUUGUUUAUGCAGUGUUGAGGAAUGUGAAAGAACACCCUUGAUUAUUUUUACUGUGAUAACUUAUUUUGAUUUUGUAAGCCAACACUUUUGAGAUCAGUCAAUAAAUGCUUCUGGUAUUGACUUAUAUGCUGCCCCUGUCUUCAUGUUGUUGCUGGACAUAUCUUUUAAAAAAUGUGUGUAGGUCACCUAAAUCAUCAGAAAAAUUGCCCCCCCUGAGAAUUUUUUCAGGAGCCGCCACUACAAGUUAUACUUUGAACUGGCUAUCUCACUAGUUAACUAUAGCCAACUAAGCAUUAAUGUUGCCUUUCCAUAGCCUAAAUAAAUCUGCACCGUUGGAAAGCUGGGAUUCCCCUCUAUUAAACAGUAGCCAUGUCAUUGAGACAACAUUAAAAACUAUUCUAAGAAUAGCCUAGUUGACCAAUACCUGGCUGUGCAUAGAUCUCCUCUGAAACAUGGAUAUUUGAGCCUUAUAUAUAAACAUGUCUAGAUAGAUACCUUGCUUUCAAGUUGCCUACCAUAUCCAUUUAAAAAUAUAUAUUUUUUACCAGGCAAGUCAGUUAAGAACAAAUUCUUAUUUACAAUGACGGCCUACACCGGCCAAACCCGGACGACGCUGGGCCAAUUGUGCGCCGCCCUAUGGGACUCCCAAUCACGGCCGGUUGUGAUACAGCCUGUAAUCGAACCAGCGGGUCUGUAGUGACGCCUCAAGCACUGAGAUACAGUGCCUUAGACCGCUGCGCCACUCGGGAGCCCCAUUUGAUCCCUGAUUCAUUGAAUGAGGGAGUAAUUUGAUCAAGACAAAAGUAUUUGGUUGUAAUGUUGCAAUAUUUAAUAUCAAGGGUGGCAACCAUCCUCCAGGAUAACUACUGGGUGUGCAGGCUUUUGUUCAAACCCUGAUCUAACCACAUUGCAACCUAAACAUCAGCCCUGAUCUAACCACAUUGUAGCCUAAACAUCAGCCCUGAUCUAACCACAUUGUAGCCUAAACAUCAGCCCUGAUCUAACCACAUUGUAGCCUAAACAUCAGCCCUGAUCUAACCACACUGUAGCCUAAACAUCAGCUGCUCAACAGGACCUUGAUAAGCAGACUUGGGUGUUUCAGGGCUGGAUCUAAAGCCUGCACACCCAGCAGCUCUCCAGAUAGAGUGUUGGCCACAUGUUAACAACAGUGCAGAUCUACUUUGUGGAGGGUUAAGUGCCUUGAUCAAGGGCACAACGGCAGGAGAUGGUAGGCCUACACGGGAUCAGACACAGCAGCCUUCCACUGUCAAUAAUGUAGGCUAAAUAAUAGUCAUGAAAUGUGGUUAAAAGUCAUGAAGAAGUCAUGGAAAAUCUGUAUGAACCCUUAACAGUGAAUAAUCACAGGUCUCUAUAGCAUAAUGUCAUUUGUGUAUUUCGGUGAACAUAGUCUAAUGGACUGACUUGGAAAAAGACAGAUCCUCCACUUCUUUCAUCCCAAGUCAAGCACUGAUUAACAUUAUAUCCAAAAAGUCGGAUUUCGUAACCUAAUACAUCCGAUAAUAAGCACCGAUGACAGAGCGGUGCCUGUUGAGGAUUUUACAUGUUGUGGUGGUUGUCUGCAAAGUUGUUUCCGCGGGUCACAAAAAGCCAAAUUAACAUGACACAAACUUAAUUAAAUGUAAAAGGAUUUGAAAAUAAAAAGCUUGCGGUACGCUCAGUGCUCCGUUGACAUUUCAGAGAGAUACACUUGUUUUUGUGAGAAAGAUAACAGGAAUUUUGCAUUAAUAUGAAAAGGGUACACUAAAAUAUAAAAAUACUACAUGUCAUGUCUCAAAAUUGAUAUCUAUCUUACCUCUAUAUUGUUUUAUGUCCUCCGGAUUGGAGAAAAAAAAUGACGAGUUUAAUGGUGAGCCUCUCAGGUCCUCUUCAUUCUCUCACAGCAUCCAGUCUAUUCCAGUCUAUGCUAUUUUCCAGAUUUUCGACCACUUUUUCUCUCUGGCCUUCAUUGAUUUAGUCACCCUAAUUUUGGCAAUUUUUACAAGGGUAAAAACAUCCUACAAGGGUAAAAACAAUAACUUUUGAAUGGAUUAUGAUAGAGACAUGAGGUUUGGACCCAUUGGGGUUUUGUUAGAGGAUUAUCCACACAAUUAAUAUAUUAUUUUACCCAUUGGUCAAAAUAUGUGUUUUUUUUGUUUGGACAUAAUGUCUAUAUCAUGAAAUGACACACUCCUCUCAUUCAGUUCAGGCUCUGUUGUUGCUUCUAGGUUAGAGUACAUUGUGUUUUUUGUGGAUUGAAUAGGGCCUGUGUUUGUUUGGAGUUACAUUUCCUGCUCUUUGUCAUUCUGCAGGACAAGAAAGCCAUGUUGUCGUUCAGCACUGGAGCUAUGCAGACUAUGUACCGCCCUGACGGCCUCAACGGAGACAUUAACGUCACACUGUGGCCCCUACAGGUAACCAGGAAGACAGCCAGGGGAAGAUUGUGACACAAAAAAAAUAUUCAACUGUAUUUGCUUCUCAUGGAUUUAGAAGGCAAUCAAGUGGCGUUGGGGAUACUCGACUGUCUCAAAAUGUGUUUCCUCAAACAUUUUUAUGCUUGGAAGUUACUUCCAAAUAUUUGUAUUUCAGAUGUGUUUCAUUUAGUUUUGGGUUUGCAUUUUUUGGGACUAUUCCAUUGGUUCCAUUGUAGCAUAUUGUGCAAACUAAACCAAGCGCAGUUGAAGUAUUUGCGAUAUGUAUUUGACCCAGGCUCCUCACUCCUCUUCUCUCUCCUCCACGUCCCUCCAUCCUUCCAGAACGGCGUCCUUCACUUCUGUGGGUUCCAGGUCCUAGCCCCCCAGGUGUUCUGGUGUCCUGGACACAGUCCCCCCGCUACACGGACAGCCAUGCUGGAUGGCUGGAGGGCCAGGCUGAAGACCCUGCUGGUCGAGCGACCUCUGACCUUUGCCCCCAGCGAGCUGUUUGACCUGACCUUCCCCGGGGGCUUCAUGCUGCGGCCGGAGGUCAGGGAGGAGCGGAGCACCCACCCCCACGGCAUCACCACCGGACACCACCUGGGGAAACCCCUCCCCCCUGACAACCAGCUGAAGGCUGAAGGCUGA